Messenger RNA from Papaver somniferum (opium poppy), 3066 nucleotides. Its product is annotated as pentatricopeptide repeat-containing protein At3g60050-like. The coding region runs from base 493 to 1998 and encodes 501 amino acids. Lineage: Eukaryota; Viridiplantae; Streptophyta; Magnoliopsida; Ranunculales; Papaveraceae. Gene Ontology annotation, molecular function: protein binding. The record is from RefSeq and is a predicted model, not a curated record. The transcript has 2 exons.
UAAAGAGUUGGCUGCGCCUGCCCCAACAAAACCAGACCUCUCCUUCCUCUUUCAUGUCCUUCAAAAAAUAACCUUCGGAAAACCCUAGAUUUCUACAUAUCCAGAUACCCCGACCUAUUCUGUUACUUCUUCUUGAUACGAAUUGAGAGGAAUCUGGAAAUUUCCCAAUCUUGCAAUAAACAGGAACCAUCAUUAUUCAACUUAAUCAGUCGUAUGCUACACCUCUUAAUGAUUCUGAUCUUGAUCUUGAAAAAGGUACGGUUUUUGUUCAACCUAAUCUCUACAUUACUGAAUAAAAAUCUGAUCUUUGAAAAUUUCAAUGGAAAUGUCAUAUGGGAAUUAAACACUUUGAUGUAUUUGGGUACUUUGUUAUGGAACUGUCUUCCGUGUUUGAUAAAAUGCCCAACUGAAAAAAGUGCUUUGUUAUUGAACACUGUGAAGUUAAAGAGAAUAUGAAGAAGAAAUCUGAAUGCUGCUUUAUUAGUUGUAACCAUGAAUCUUAUGGUUCUAUUUAGUCGUACAAACAGUAUGGGCAUUUCUCAUUAUCAUCGCUAUGUUUCACGAUUAUUCCUUUGUGAUGCUAGUAGUAGUAGUUUCAGAAACAACAAUAUUGAUGAGAAUGCAUCUGAUAUUACUGCUGACGACUUUAGAAAAAGUGCAAAAACGAGUUUUGGUUUUGAUUCUGAUGGACAAAAUGUUUUCGAGGAGACACUUUUAGGGGUUUCCUCUUAUAAUGAUAGUGAUGAUGAUUCUGAGGAGUGUUUAUGGUCGAGAAGGAGGCCGUUUUCUGAUAUUGUGGUGGAUGUUGAUAGAAUUUUGAGAGUACUUCAACAAGAUAGACCUAGUUUUGAUACUAUAUUAGCACUUGAUAAGUUACGGCUCAAUGUUUGUAGUAAGAUAGUUAGAGAAGUUCUUGUAAAGAUCUCGAAAAGGUUUAGUGCGAGUAAAGUAAGGUGUGCUCGCUUGGUAUAUGAGUUCUUUAUGUGGUCAGCGAGGCAGGAAAGCUACAGACAUACAUCGAAUGAAUAUAACUUAGCGAUUAAGGUAUGUGCUGAGUGUGAGAUGUACUCGACUAUAGAGGAGUUAUUGGAUGAGAUGAUGAAAAGUGGUUGUAGGACUACAGCAAGAACUUUUAAUCUCGUGAUGUAUAAUAGUGGCAACGUGCGUAAUGCGAGGAGAUUACUUUUGCGGUUUUUUAAUUCUAAGACGUUUUAUUGUGGGCCAUUCAGACUUUCAUGUAAUGCCAUUUUACAUUCUCUUCUUGUGAUGAAACAAUACAAAUUGAUAGAGUGGUUUUACAGACGGAUGCGUUUUGAAGGUCAUUCCCCAGAUACUCUGACUUAUAAUAUUAUUUUAUGUACAAAGAUUAGAUUGAAAAAGUGGGGUCAGUUUCAUGACCUGCAUUGUGAGAUGAUUAAGAAUGGGUUUCUUCCAGACCUCCAUACAUAUAAUAUCAUUCUGUAUAUGCAUGGAAAAGCAGAUAACAAACAUUUGGCGAUUGAGGUCUUGAAUUCCAUGAGAGAAGAGGGUUGUGAUCCUAGUGUUCUUCACUUCACCUCAUUAAUAUAUGGCUUGAGUCGGGCUGGAAAUCUGGAAGCAUGCGAGUUUUUUCUCGAUGAGAUGAUAAAGAUAGGUUGCAUGCCUGAUGUAGUUUGCUAUACAGUUCUGGUUACAGGAUAUGUUGUGAAAGGCCAUCUAGAGAAGGCUCAGGAAAUGUUUGAUGAGAUGAUUGUCAAGGGGCAGUUACCCAACGUUUUUACAUACAAUUCUAUAAUCCGUGGGCUUUGCAAUGCAGGGAAGUUUUGUGAGGCACAUUCCAUGCUUGAGAAAAUGGAAUUUAAAGGUUGCAAUCCGAAUUUUGUAGUGUACAGGACUCUGUUGAUUAGUCUGAGAAGUGCUGGAAGAUUUUCCGAAGCUGAUGAAAUACUAGGACUGAUGGUGAAGAAAGGAUUCAAGAGGUAUAAGUUGUAUCAAAGUGACAGAUCACGCAAAAGUUGAAAAUGUUCGUUUCGAUGUGAACUUAUUUGGUAUUGUGUGACCCAACUCUUUUCCAGUUGGACGAAGUUAUUCCAGGGUUGAGCAUCAUGGAUGCAGAAGGAAUUCCUUUUGAUCGUCAUGGAAAAGGAAUUGCUUUUGAUAAUUAAAGUCAAUUUAUUGAAGAAAGGAGGAAAACGAUGUAUUAGGGAGAGAGGAAAAGUAAAGGUACGCAUAGCCACAGCCAUCCUGAUGUUGUACAACAAGAGAAAUAUAAAGCCUUCAAAGGGAUACAAAUAACACAGAGACUGGGCAUUGGACUACUUGAGAAUUAGUGAUGAUCUUGUUGCUGCCCUCAUUGUUUUGACUGAAGCGUCUCUGCCAUUGAAGACGAGAUCACUUUUCCUCUUUUUUUUUCCUCCCAAUUAAUCAGUCAAUAGCCAGACGAUUGUGCUCCACAACAACAUCUCUCUCCAGGGGACUAAGAAGCAAACAUCCCCAAACACUUGCAGUUGACAAAACCAAGUUAAACAUCUGGAAAAAGAUAGACAUGAACUGAGGUUCUUGCUCAAUAGCCGAGCGAAAUCUUUGAGCCCAGCUGAACCGGGAUUAAUGGACACGUUGUUCAGUGCUUUUGAGGUGUUUAUGAGGAUGUAUGCACUGAGAUUUUCUGAAAUAAGUGUGGUCAUCUAUUGCCUCUAUGAGCAUAUUGGAACCUCGCAUCAGCGAUGGGUAUAUCGAAUUUAAGGCUACUGGAGCAGAGUAAGAGUUUAUAGAAACACAGAUGCUGAUUCCGCAGAGCUGGAAGCUUUUGGUAUCUCCAGAGAGUAAGAGUUUGGCUGCUACCAUGUGCUAUUACUGCAGUAAUUUAAGCGUAUCCUUUAAUCUGGUACUCUGUCAAUGUUAUGCUUCAACUUCAUUAACUUGUUUAAAUCUUUGCAAUCCUCUCAAUAGUUGCUUCUAACGUUGUUCUAUUAUCUUUUAUGGUCAUGCUAAUGUAUUUUGAGGUCAUAUCUUCAAAAUCCAUUUGUUUCAGUGCUUUUGUACAAUUAAAGGCUUUUUCUGUCAGUGUACAACAUCUUUUCUCCUUCA